This is a messenger RNA of Phasianus colchicus (ring-necked pheasant), 6611 nucleotides long. RefSeq names its product epidermal growth factor (gene EGF). Gene Ontology annotation, molecular function: Wnt-protein binding; growth factor activity; Wnt receptor activity. Gene Ontology annotation, biological process: epidermal growth factor receptor signaling pathway; positive regulation of MAPK cascade; canonical Wnt signaling pathway. Lineage: Eukaryota; Metazoa; Chordata; Aves; Galliformes; Phasianidae. The record is from RefSeq and is a predicted model, not a curated record. Gene Ontology annotation, cellular component: plasma membrane.
UCCGUCCAAGUCUGUGUGUGAAAAGCAACUGCGUUUCACAGGACAGUACCUGGAGAUUGCAGUCCCUGUACUCCACUGAGGGCAGCAGUGAAGUUUUCUGAAAUCUUUGCUUUUAAGACCCGAACAGCAGCUUUGUGUGUUGUGAGGAAGUUUGCAGUGAUCCUUGUGAGCCUUGCUUUUAAGCUGUGUUAAAUUUGUGGCGAGAGUGUCAGGCAUUUCAUACUUGGCUUCCAAAAAAGAAAAAAAAAAAGAAAGAAACGAGAGAGAGAGAGAGAGAAAACGACAUGUGCGGGGAAGAAAUCUCCUAGGAAUUUCUUCAAGGUUGUAUUCAGACACUCUGGACUGACAAGAAAAGCAGGCAAAGAUAAAGCUUCGUGCUGUGAUAAGAUGUCUGAGUGUAAAGCAGGAGAUCACAGAGACUAUUUGGGAUUACCUAUGUUCAUCUCACCCUGGAUAUGACUGCAGACAAGCUAGCUCUUCUCGAAUGACAGUUUAAAAAACUCAGGACUAUGUUUCUCUUCCCUGUUGCUUUCUUGCCAGUGUUUUUUACCACUGGCUUUGCCAGCCCUUCAGCUCUGCAGCACUGGAACUGUCCUAAUGGAUACAGAUUAAAAAGUGAAAGCUCUGCCUGUGUAGAUAUUGAUGAAUGCCUUGAAGGUGGUCUGGGAACCUGUGGCCAAACCUGUACAAACGUGCCGGGGUCCUACUUCUGCUCCUGCUUGCCUGGCUACACCUUGGAUAUCGACAAACGGUCUUGCUAUGUGAAUGACCCUGCACCAUUCCUACUUUUUCACCAUGGAAGUGCCAUCUACAGAAUUGACACUGAAGGGACCAAUCAUGAAAGAUUGGUGGAUGAUGCUGGUCCAUCAGGACUUAUGGAUUUUCAUUAUACAGAAGAGAAAGUGUACUGGGUAGAUUCAGAAAAGCGACUUCUGCAAAGAAUUCACCUGAAUGGCACAAAAAGAGAGAGAUUAUGUUAUAUAGACAAAGGCAUUUCAGGAUUUGCUAUUGACUGGAUAAAUCAGGACAUUCUCUGGGCCAAUAGACAGAAAGCAACCAUAGAAGCAACAGACAUGAAUGGAAAGAAACGCCAAGUUCUUCUAAGAGAUGUUGGUCGUCCCACAAAGAUUGCCAUUGAUGCUGAGCAAAGGAUACUGUUUUGGUCAUCAGAUGGUACGGUUUCAAGCAUAUACCGUGUGUCCCUCAAUGGAAGUGAUGUGAGAAAUAUUUUAAGAACCACAGAAAAAAUAAAGGCCAUCUCACUAGAUUUUGUUGACGUAAGGCUCUACUGGAUCCAGCAUGAUCAUGGGAAUGAGAUUUCCCACAUUGGAUCAUGUGACUAUGAAGGGGGUGCUGUUCAUUUGCUCCGAAGUUCUGGUCGCUAUCAGUUGCUUGGUAUGUCUCUCUUUGCUGACCACCUGUACUAUUCGGAGCUGAAGUCUGGUACAAUACGGACAGCCAACAAGUAUACUGGAAAGGUUGUAGUCACUAUUAGCCUGAAACCAUCACUUUUUCCACCCAUGGAGAUAAAAGUAGUGCAUCCAUUUAAACAGCCUGGUGCAAGAACAGAUCUUCAAGAGUUUGAAAAAGGAAUCUGUGAUUUGAACAAAGAAAAGUGCAGAAGAAGAAUCUGCAGGCUGGACUCAAGGACUCAUCGGUGUAAAUGUUCUAGUGGCUUUAUUUUAAGUCGAAAUAAACAGUUCUGUGAAGAUAUCAAUGAAUGUGGCUUCUGGAAUCAUGGCUGUACUCUGGGGUGUGUGAACAUCCCUGGUUCCUAUUAUUGCACCUGCCCAAGAGGUUUUGUUCUGCUGCCUGAUAGGAAAACAUGUCAUGAACUAAUUUCCUGUUUAAAUAACGACACUGAAUGCAGCCAUGGUUGCCUUCAGACAUCUAAAGGGCCUGUUUGCUUUUGUCCUGAAGGAUCUGUACUCAAAGAGGAUGGCAAAGCAUGCACGGGUUGCACGUCUCCAGAUAAUGGUGGCUGUAGCCAGAUAUGUUCUUCUUUAAGCCCAUUCUCCUGGGAGUGUGCUUGCUUUCCUGGAUAUAAGCUUCAACGAGACAGAAAGCACUGCACUGCUAUAGGCCCUCGGCCAUUUCUGUUGUUUGCAAACAGCCAAGAUAUCCGCCGGAUCAGUUUUGAUGGAACAGAUUAUGCAAGUUUACUUGACAGGCAGAUGGGAGUAGUCUUAGCACUGGAUUCUGACCCAGUGGAAAAUAAGAUUUACUUUGCCCACAACGCCUUGAAGUGGAUAGAACGAGCUAAUCUGGAUGGCUCAAAUCGUGAAAAAAUUAUUCAUGGAGCUAUAGAUAUACCCGAAGGCCUUGCUGUGGACUGGAUUAACCGUAAAUUGUAUUGGACAGAUCGAGGGAAGGCAUGCAUUGAAAGGAGUAAUUUGAAUGGAAUGCAAAGAAAAAUGAUCAUCUGGGAGGAUAUCUCUCAGCCCCGAGGGAUUGCCAUUCACCCAUUUGUGAGGAGAUUAUUCUGGACUGAAAUGGGCAUCCACCCCCAGAUUGCCAGCUCUUCGUUAGAAGGCGUAGAUCGUCGGGUUAUAGCCAGCAUAGGUCUCGUGCAUCCCAGUGGAAUAGCUCUUGACUACUUAGCCAACAAGCUGUACUGGUGCGAUGCUAAGCAGUCAGUGGUUGAAAGUGCAAAUCUGGAUGGUUCGGGUCGUCGAAUUCUUGCACAGAAUGAUGUAGGUCACCCCUUUGCUGUAGCGGUGUUUGAGGAUCACCUUUGGUUUUCAGACUGGGCUAGGCCAUCACUAAUGAGGGUCGACAAGAAGACCGGGCAAAACAGGGUACGUCUUCGAGGCAGCAUGCUGAGACCCUCAUCAAUGGUUGUAGUUCAUCCUUUGGCGAAACCAGGGACAAAUCCUUGUCUUCAUAUGAAUGGAGGCUGUGAUCAGAUCUGUGAAAACAAUUUUGGAGUUACCCAUUGUACAUGCCACCCAGGAUUUGGGAAAACUCAAGAUGGAAAAACCUGUCAGCCUCUGAAUGCUUCUAAUGUGACAGCAGAAACUAUCUCUAUGCAGAAGGAGGUAGGUCCAGUGCCAACACUAAAGAACCCCCUCCAGAGCACAUGGAGCAAUGCAAUAUUUAAGGGUACAGAAAAUGGAGAAAAGAAGAAAAUUGAAGUUUUUUUGAUGGCUGAAAUCAUGAUAUCAGAUGAAGAUGACUGCGCUGCACUAGAAUGUGAUGCCAAUGCACAGUGUGUUUUGCUGGAAGAUGGUGCUGUGUGCCAGUGUUUGAAAGGAUUUACCAGGAAGGGCAAAUCAUGCUAUGAUGUUGAUGAGUGUGCUGCAAAUAUGGAUCACUGUAAUCGAAACCUGUCGGGCUGUAUCAACACUGAAGGGGGCUAUGUCUGUAAAUGCCUGGAGGGCUACACGGGAGACGGGCUCCAUUGUGAAGAUAUUGAUGAGUGCAAGAUGGGGACCCACACCUGUGGAGAGAACAGAACCUGCAUAAAUACAGAAGGAAACUUCACUUGCUCCUGUUCUGAUGAUGCUUCUGGAACUGCCAUGGGUUGUGAAUCUACUUUGUCUCCUACUGUUGUCAGCAAUGAAUACUCUACACACCCUGUGCCAGGUGACUCUGUAGGAUGCCCCCCCUCCUAUGAUUCAUACUGCCUCCAUGGGGGAGUGUGCAAUUAUGUUUCCGACCUACAAGACUAUGCCUGCAACUGUGUGACAGGCUACGUUGGGGAGCGGUGCCAGUUCAGCGACCUGGAGUGGUGGGAGCAGCAGCAAGCCGAGCGGGUGAAGGUGCGGAACAUCACCAUCGCCGUGUGCAUAGUGGUGCUGCUACUGCUACUGGGGUCACUGGCCACCUACUGCUCCAGAAGUCAAAACUUUUAUAAGAAGAACCGUAAUGCAGAAGCGAUAAGAGAUGCCAGUAGCUGCACUGACAAUGAGAACGUGACACCUACUUGCAACAAGUCUCGGUUUGCAGUUGUCAAGGAGUGUAGCAGUUCUCUGGAGACUAAAGCGGUUGAUCUAAUUGAGUGUGAGACAGGAGACCCUCAUCCGGCCUGUCCUUCGCAAUAUGUGGAACAGCCUAUAGCUUAUGACAAAGUGGCAGAGACUUUGGUGGAAGAGAAGAAAGAGCGAGGCUGCCCAGAAGAUGUUCCCAGCACAGACAAAUUUCUUGAACUCACAGUAGAAGAGAAGAGCCUUUCCCAGGCUGUCUGGAGAGCCCACCCCAAGCCCUGCCAGCCUGCCCCAGCCAGCCUGCUGAUGCAGCCGGACUAGAAGAAGUCUGAGUUGAGUGAAAAAAAGAGGAAACAAUUGGAAAAUGGAAACUUAGGAAACACUGAAACAGACUUCAUUUUUUUUUGUUUUUUUUUUCUGUGUACUAGAAAACCGACCAACCAACAAUGGCACAAAUAAAAAUGGAACAGAGAAGUUGUUACCAGUCCUUCCCUGUUGUCUCUACUUGGAAGAAUUACUGUGAGCAAUUCAUUAGCAACAGAUACUCUACAAGUAUCACUUUUAGGGUCAACACUGCAAAUUUCAUUGAAUUGGCAGCUCAAAGGACACUGAGAGAAAAAAGACUAGUGGGUGGUUUCUUAGAGAUGAAAAUUUUGUAAUGGAGAUUCAUGCAAGAAAUAGUCUUUACGUGCACAAAGAAUCCAGAAAAUUGCCUACAUAGUGGGCCACAAGGACAAUGGUGAAGAAACUGGGAUUGAAGAUGAUGCAGGAAAAUGAGAUAAAAUGAAUCUUUUUUGUUAAAAUUUUGUUCAUGGACGCUAUAACUCUCUCCCCAAAGCUGCUUUCAAACCAGUGUAACUUCUGGGACUUCACUGGAGCUCUUGUUGUAAUAACUGAUACCAAAUGUGGUUCUAUGUUUCUCAGAUUUGGUGGCUUGGAGGAAUGUUUGUGUGUGUAUGGUGUUAGUGAUGGCCUCAUCUCUAAAGUGAGAUGAAACAUUUGAGGAAAAAGUGAUUCUUCCAUUAAAUUUCUGUGACUGGCAGCAAAAUCUGCACUGUUAUACAGGACUUCAUGUCCAUGUAUGUUUCGUGUUGGAAAAAAUGUCCAGCCAGUUUAUGCACCAAAAGAAUAUAAGUGAGACAAACAAACAGUUUGCCCCCUCAGUUUGGAUUGAUAUCCACAUAGGUGAUUUGUGCUGCCUCAUAAAAUCCAUGUGAUCAAUUGGAAAACAAUACCUGUUUUUCUUGUAACUGGCUUUCUAACAGCUACAGCUCUCUUCCAAUUAUUUGCUAAGAACAACUAACUUGCUUAUAAUGCUCUGUCAUAUACUGAGUUGUAGCUUAGUUGUUCAUCAUCUCAUCUGAUUUUUACCAUUAAUCAUGAAUUCCUAAGGCUUUUUUCAGAAUGUUUGGGAAGAUAACUGGAAAUUAGCUAUGUUACUAAUGACUUGAAAUCUGCUGCUAUAAUUACUGAACACCUCCUCUAAGCUCCACUACAGUGGUCAUCAGUAGUGUUCCUCAUAAUUCAUGAGCUAUAUACCAGUGGUUAAUAUUAUUCAUUUUCAUAUUUAACAUCCUCUUUUUUAUUUUUUGAAGCUCCAAUAUGAAGUUAUGAUGUCUUGUCAUUUGGUUACCAACUCUGUAGACCAGUGAUAGAAAAGAGUAUUGAAAGGCUCUUGUCUGUUGCCCAAAAUAGCUGCACUCUUGAGUAACUCUGUGAAGUUGCUUCUGAUUUAUGUAAACAGUAAGAACAUUGAGCCCAAGAUGUCUAAACUACGAAAAUUGUAAGGUUCUGUUUUGUAGACAGUUUUCACUUGCUGAUUUAUCCUUCCAGUGUGAUUUUUUGGUGGAUAGUUUUGAAUUAAUGAGUCAGUUCUGAAUUCAGAAUAAACUUGUAAAACAGAUCUUUCCAAAGCAUGGUUGGAAUUAGCAGCAAUGAAGGCACAUUCUCUUGUAUGAAUGGAGACAGAAGUGCUUACAUGGAAAAUGUGUCUAAGGAGGGUUGGCCCACAGAAUUGUAUUAAGGCAAGGGGAACCGCUAGGCUGAACCAUUAGUAUACAGUAGAUUGGAUUUUAAUUCAAGUUUAGUUUAAUUUCAUUAACAUGAUAAAAAAGCAUCUAGGUUGGGUUCUCCGGUAUUUCACAAUUCAUUAGCAAUCUUAUAUAUGUUGCUGGGAAGAGAGUCCAGCUAUAAAGGCAAAGUAGUUUAUUUUAAUGAGAUCUGCACAGUAAAAUGACUUUUAUCCUUGCACGUUGUUUACCUCUGGUGAAAUAUGUUUCUGUGCUUAAAAUCCAAGUGCUAUGUUGAAUGACAGUCAACAUUUAGUUGGAUGUUUCCCUGAUCAAAGGAAAUAAAGACUUGUAACUUUGAAUCUUGUCUAAACAAAAAUAUUUUAGACUCCUUACAAAUUAGUUUCAUAUUCUAUUCUAUUCCAUGUUUUGUUUACUUUGCCUCCCUUCAGUCUGAGGAUCUAAUUUUGAAUUUGAUAGUUUAGAGAAUGAGAUAGGAAACUCAGAACAAUAUGUUUUUAUAUUUAGAGUGUUACAAGUUCUAAAUGUUUCUUACACUCAGCAGAAAACUCAAAAUAAUCCUAAAUGAUAAAACCUUGGGAUGGUAUUUCAACAUAAAUAUAAUAUAUUUGGAUUAUUUGUAUGUUUAUAAAGCUGUUGAUUUAUAAAAAGAAUA